Messenger RNA from Mangifera indica (mango), 1334 nucleotides. RefSeq names its product glucan endo-1,3-beta-glucosidase 12-like. Bases 267 to 1016 code for a protein of 249 amino acids. Lineage: Eukaryota; Viridiplantae; Streptophyta; Magnoliopsida; Sapindales; Anacardiaceae. The record is from RefSeq and is a predicted model, not a curated record. The transcript is spliced from 4 exons.
UUUCAAUCUUUCUCGUCCUCUCGCUUGCACCUCCCCACACUUCAUGUCGGUCUCCUUUCUCUGCUCUUAUAUUAUAUAUAUACAUCUUUCUUUUACAUUAACAUUUUUAUUUCUAUUUAUAACAAACUGAGUGGUACACACUAAAUCAUCUUCCUCCUUCCACACUAUCAUUCGCACGUUCCUCUCUCCGAGAUUUCUCUUCCUUAAUUUCAGCCUAAGCCCAAGAUUGCAGGCUUCAAAUUGAACAAGGAAAGUUGAAAACUUUGAUGGGUCGAGGGGCAGUUUUCAUUCCAAAAUUAUACCUACUAUUCUGUUUUAUCCUCUGUUCAGCAGCAACAACAUGGAUAGCAGCAACAGAACACAAAACACAAUCAGAAAUUGGAGCAAGACAAGAAGAAUUAAAUUUUUCUAUAUCCACUACUGAAAAGGAUAUUACCACACCAAUUACAACUGUUCCCACUCCCACUAUAUCAACUCCAAUUAUAGACCCCACUUCAACCCCGGGAACAUCGCCGGUGACUCUGACGCCAGGAACAACCCCGGUCACCACCACAACUCCGGUAUCUUCUGGCGGUAGCUGGUGUGUUGCUAGCCAAAGUGCGUCUCAUAAUGCCUUACAGGUUGCUUUGGACUAUGCUUGUGGCCCUGGUGGUGCUGAUUGUUCAGCAAUUCAGCCCACUGGAAGUUGCUACAAUCCUAACACACUUCCUGACCAUGCUUCUUAUGCAUUCAAUCAAUAUUAUCAGAAGAAUCCAAUUCCAAGUAGCUGCAAUUUCGGAGGAACUGCAGUUACUACCAGCACUGACCCUAGUACUGAAACAUGUCAGUAUCCAUCCACCAGCACGAUUUCAUCAGUUUUAAACACAACAAAUUCCAACGGUGCAACAGUUUAUGGUGCGGUUCCUAAUCCAUUAAGUCCUUCUACAUCUGGUGCAUCUACCAAACUUCAUAACAGGCCGCAAUUCUUCCUAGCAGUAGCAUGGCUUUUUCUGUUGCUGGCCAAACACUAUCAAUAAAAAAUACAAAUGAAAGAAAGAAUCCUCGUUUACUUUUAUUUUAUUAAAGUAAACUUCAAGUCAAGCAAUUGCCUUCAGUGGUUCUUCUGUUUCUUUUUCUGGAACCAAGAGGCAUAAAUUGCCAUGCUGACUUAUUGUAGACAAGAAGAACAUGUCAAAUUGGGGGUUACUGUUGUAAUGAUUUGAUGUAUAAAAGAGGAAAUUGGUUAGGCGAGAGGGCAAUGUGCUGAGUUUUGUACUGUUAGGAAUCAUUCUUUUUCUCCUUUAUUUCUUUUAUAGCGUUGAAAAUAAAUAAUUUGUUACACAGAACAGAAAUGA